AUCGGCUGAUCAGACCACUGCGUCAGCGACCAAAACUGCCACAUUCGUGCACGAGAACCGUGCCCGGUGCUCAGGCAGUGCACAACGCAUCAGUGUUCUCUAACGAGUCUCUCUCCGUGCUUCAAACGGGACUUCUGACACCGCUCGUGCAGUCAAAACACCAGCAGUAUGAAAACCAUCGUCGUCCUAGCCGCCACCGCAUCCGUCAGCAGCGCCUUGGGCCCGCUGGCCCCCUCCGUGUCUGCCCGCGACAUGAUGCCAAAAAAACUGGGCGCUCGCUGGUACACGGGCUACCAGACGGCGUACCCGAACGGCGCGAAAGACAUGCCAGACGCGCCACCCGAGAGCACGAGCGCUACGCUCGGGGACCACGAACCCGCGCUUUUCAAUUUCUGGAAGCAGAUUCACGAGCAAUCUGAUGUGUACGAGGUCGCGCUCGCGCGGCCCCUGGGAAUCGUCUUCGAGGAGAUUGCGCCGCUUGGCGCGGCGCCCGCGGGCGUCAAGGUCAUCGAGGUGUCGGAGGGCUCCAACGCGGAGAAGGCGGGCUGCGUCGCCGUCGGCGACGUCCUCGUGGGCGUCACCGGCGUCCGCUACCCGGGCAGCGCGUACCUCGGCGCGGCGAAGCCGGAACGCGACAUCUUCCCGGCACACGAGAUGAAUUUUGACCAGGUCGUGGAGGCGAUCGGGUCGAACGAGCCGCCGGAGUGCGACGACGUCAUCCUGCGGCUCCGGCGGGCGGCCUAGAGCGCGUG
This is a messenger RNA of Pelagomonas calceolata, 752 nucleotides long. NCBI's taxonomy places the organism in Eukaryota, Pelagophyceae, Pelagomonadales, Pelagomonadaceae. The record is from the annotation of a GenBank genome assembly.